UUAGUCCCAUAACACCCCGGGUAAGAGGGUCCUGAACGUUCAGCGUGAGAGUGUGUGGUGACCGCACGUUUUGUUACUCGGAGCUGGGAGAAAGGGAGACCUAGCCCCUCACCGGGAGAGAGGGAGAGCCAGCGACCCGGUCCUGAAACCAUGCCGCGAUCACGGCGAGAUAAGCGGGUUUCUUUGACUAAAACAACGAAGAAAGGAUUACAAGUCAAACAGAACCUGAUCGAGGAGUUACGAAAAUGUGUGGACACCUACAAGAAUCUAUUUGUCUUUUCUGUUGAGAAUAUGCGAAAUAACAAAUUAAAGGAUAUGCGGAGUGCUUGGAAGCAUAGCCGGUUUUUCUUUGGUAAAAACAAAGUGAUGAUGGUGGCACUGGGAAAAGAACCAGCAGACGAAUACAAGGAUGGUUUGCACAAGGUCAGUAAGCAGUUGCAAGGUGAAGUUGGUCUUCUGUUCACUAAUCGAACAAAAGUGGAAGUGAUCGAGUGGUUUGAGCAGUACACAGAGUCUGAUUUUGCUCGUGCUGGGAAUGUAGCUACAAUGGCCGUUACACUCGAUGCUGGGCCCCUGCCACAGUUCACACACUCUCUUGAGCCACAACUGCGACAGCUUGGGUUACCAACC
This is a messenger RNA of Rhincodon typus (whale shark), 630 nucleotides long. RefSeq names its product MRT4 homolog, ribosome maturation factor (gene mrto4). Gene Ontology annotation, cellular component: preribosome, large subunit precursor; nucleolus. The record is from RefSeq and is a predicted model, not a curated record. The transcript is spliced from 6 exons. Lineage: Eukaryota; Metazoa; Chordata; Chondrichthyes; Orectolobiformes; Rhincodontidae. Gene Ontology annotation, molecular function: RNA binding. Gene Ontology annotation, biological process: ribosomal large subunit biogenesis; rRNA processing; ribosomal large subunit assembly. The annotation marks the transcript as partial.